Messenger RNA from Didymodactylos carnosus, 576 nucleotides. The record is from the annotation of a GenBank genome assembly. NCBI's taxonomy places the organism in Eukaryota, Metazoa, Rotifera, Eurotatoria, Philodinida, Philodinidae.
AUGGGUCAACUAGUCCGGUCCAUGGAUCUGGCUGGGCCGGAAAAUUUAGAACUAAAAACCAUGAGCUGGGGCGGUAAAGGACGACAUAGCCCACAGGCCAACUUUUGCCGGCCCAUUCGGAGCCCCGGUCGAAACCUAUUUGAAAAGUAUAAUGUGCCACACAUACUUGAUCUGCUAAGCAUUGAUAUUGAUUAUGAUGAUUAUUGGGUAUGGAAAGCAAUUGAUCUUCACCGAUUUGAUGCACGGGCUGUGGUCAUCGAAUAUAAUUGGGAUAUAUCUUAUACGGAGCAUCGUGUUGUUGAUCCCAAUGAUAAGCAGCGAUGGACGGGUACAAACCAUUUCGGUGCCAGUAUUUUGGCUAUGACUACGCUAGGAAAGAAACGAGGAUAUACGCUAGUCUAUGCUGAGAGAGAAGGUGUUAAUUUGUUUUUUGUUAAAACUGAUAUAUUACAGUGUCAAAAUGUGUUGGAUCAAGUCAUGCCGAUUGAUAAAUUGGCAAUUAAAAAUCCAGGAUGGCAACACAGAAUGGAAUUAGAUAAAAAUAGAACAUGGAUAUGGAAUGAUACGUCGAUAUAA